Molecule: messenger RNA, 2074 nt
Organism: Tinamus guttatus (white-throated tinamou)
Lineage: Eukaryota; Metazoa; Chordata; Aves; Tinamiformes; Tinamidae
Source: RefSeq, a predicted model, not a curated record
GCCUAUAAAAAGAGGAGAUAUUUUGCCACCAGAAAGAGGCAGAGAGGUUGCCAAGGAACUUGGGAUACCAUAUUAUGAAAGCAGUGUAUUUGACCAGUUUGGAAUUAAAGAUGUGUUUGACAAUGCAAUUAGAGCUGCCCUGAUCUCCAGAAGACACCUGCAAUUCUGGAAAUCACAUUUGAAAAAGGUCCAAAAACCUCUACUUCAAGCUCCAUUCCUACCUCCGAAAGCACCUCCUCCCAUUAUCAAAAUUCCAGAGUGUCCCAUACCGAGCAUGAAUGAAGCUGGAUAUUUGCUGGAUAACCCACUGUGUGCGGAUGUUAUGUUUGUUCUCCAGGAGCAGAACUUCAUUUUUGCUCACAAGAUUUACCUAGCUACCUCCUCCUCCAAGUUUUAUGACCUUUUUUUAAUGGAAUGCGAGGAAAGUCCAAGCUUGGAUGAAAUAAAAUGUAACAGAGAAAGUACAGACAGGGAUGCUCCGACAUCUCAUUGUGAGACAAAUGAGGAUAGUGAUGAGGUACCCUUAAAAUCUGCCGAAGUCAAACUUCCAGCACCAGGAAGUGAGGACUCUCUAAACACCCUGGACCCUGAAGCUGGUGAAAGUAGUUCUGCAGCAAGGUCUCUCUCAUCCUGGGGUAAAGGGUUCGUCAGUGUGCACAAGGAAAUGCAAGUGAACCCUAUUUCAAAUAGGACGUGUCCUGUAACUGUGGUAAGAAUGGACUCAUCUGUGCAGGCUGGACCUUUUAAAACUGUUUUGCAGUUUUUGUACACGGGGCAACUGGAUGAAAAUGAAAAUGAUCUCACAAGAUUAGCUCAGAUUGCUGAAAUCUUGGAAGUAUUUGAUUUGCGAAUGAUGGUGGAGAAUAUUAUGAAUAAAGAAGCCUUCAUGAAUCAAGAGAUUACGAAAGCAUUUCAUGUCAGAAAAGCUAAUCGGAUAAAAGAGUGCCUUUGUAAAGGGACAUUUUCGGAUGUGACAUUUAAAUUGGAUGAUGGAACCAUAAAUGCCCACAAGCCACUGCUGAUCUGUAGCUGUGAAUGGAUGUCUGCGAUGUUCGGAGGAUCAUUUAUUGAAAGCUCAAACAGUGAGGUAGUUCUUCCCAACAUAAACACGACUUCCAUGCAAGCAGUUUUGGAUUACCUGUAUACCAAACAACUGUCCUCCAGUCAGGACCUGGACACACUUGAGUUAAUUGCUUUGGCAAAUAGGUUUUGCCUUCCUCACCUGGUUGCACUAGCAGAGCAGCAUGCGGUACAAGAGCUAACAAAAGCCUCCAUGAGCGGCGCUGCAAUAGAUGGAGAAGUGUUAUCCUACCUGGAAGUGGCCCAGUUUCACAAUGCUAACCAGCUGGCAGCUUGGUGUUUGCACUACAUCUGCACCAAUUACAACAGUGUUUGCUCCAAAUUCCGCAAGGAAAUCAAAGCUAAAUCUUCAGAUAAUCAGGAAUACUUCGAGAGGCAUCGCUGGCCACCUGUGUGGUACCUAAAGGAGGAAGAUCACUACCAGCGAGUUAAGAAAGAGAGAGAGAAGGAAGACGUUGCGCUGAACAAGCACCAUUCAAGGCGGAAGUGGUGCUUCUGGAACUCCUCUGCUGUGGUCGCCUGAGCAAAGCAAACAGGUGGAAAUCUGUAGCCAGCCUCAGAAAUUAGUCUUAUUGUUAGAAAUAAGAUGUAGUUCAGGUUUUCAGGCACUAACUUUGUUCCACAUGUGUGCAUUUAUUAUUGCUGUGGUCAAAAGCACAAGCUCACUUAAAGUGAGCCUGGAACAGCUCCUUGAAGUCAUAUGUAUAUUUUUGGCUAGUAAGCAGAUAAAUGUCUACCAUUAUUACUUUUCUUUUUAUACAAAAAAAAUCCAGCAUUAAUGUUUCAAACUCCAAUGGGGAAAUAUUUUUAUACUGUCUGGUGUAUUUUGUUUAAAUACAAUUCUGGAUUUCAUUUUGUUUUACAGAUGACAAAAUAACCAUGUAGCAGCUUUGUAAUUAGAUUUUAACUAUUUUUCCUAUGCGAGUACAGUGAAAUAGAGAAUCCUCAGUCGUAAGAGACCACCUUUAGAAUAUCCCAUAAAAAGUCAUUGUAG